Messenger RNA from Lobosporangium transversale, 2394 nucleotides. RefSeq lists its product as hypothetical. NCBI's taxonomy places the organism in Eukaryota, Fungi, Mortierellomycota, Mortierellomycetes, Mortierellales, Mortierellaceae. Gene Ontology annotation, molecular function: protein binding. Bases 22 to 2355 code for a protein of 777 amino acids. The transcript is spliced from 3 exons. The record is from RefSeq and is a predicted model, not a curated record.
CCUGAGAACAAUAAUGUUAGCAUGGAGACAAUGGAGAAGCAACCAUCUUUACGAGAACUCCUAAAAGCCAUACGAGGUCUUCCACAACUGUUACCUCAGGAGCGUCGCGUAGUUCUCCGGGAGGUGGUCACAUUUUGCGAUGAAAGUGAUAUACAGGUGCUUCAACGAUUGCUUGGACAGACGACGCAAUCAGGAUUUGAUCUCGUGUCAGCAUUGCCUGUAGAGAUAGCUCGUCAGAUCUUUUCGUACCUGGAUGGAAUGGAUUUGGUACGGUGUCGAGCAGUUUGUCAUCCUUGGAGAAGUAUGAUUCAGAGGGAUACAGGACUAUGGAAGGCUAAAGUUCGAGCGUGGAAUCCAGCUGAGUGUUUAUUGUUAAAGGAUUAUCAGUUCGGGGCUACAACGAGCGUAACGAGGGAAAAGAAGAAGAAACACUGGGAUCCUGUUCCUCGCCUUGCUCAUGCUAGCGAAGGAGGUGAAGGCAUUAACGGACCAAGCAAUGAAGAGGAUAUCUCAUCUGGGACAACCACAACAGCGUCAGCAAUAGGAGAUAGUGAUAAAGAAGGCGAAACUCUGUUGGAUAGAAUUGGACAAGAAAUCGGGUUCGCAGGAUGGGAAGAUGUAUUGAUCCAGGAAUUGGCAUUGAAACAGAAUUGGCGACAAGGAAGGUAUGUCUAUGAGAUGAGUGUGACGCUGGGAAGGAACAUUAAACCCAGUUUGUUGGCAUGGCCGUUUUUGUUCCUUGUGGAUGAUUGGCCAAGGCUUUAUAAGAUUAGUUUAGAUCGAGUUCGGGAGGAUGGAUUCAAAGUGGUCCCUGUAGGGAAUGAAAAGUAUGCAAAGGCACUGGAACUUCAGGGCCAUGGUGCAGUUAGCUGCAUGGCUUGGGAUCAGACACAGACACAGAUGCGGACACAGACAUCUAUAAGACAGCUAUCGUCGGCAGGAGGCGAGGCUGCAGUUACAGGUACGGAUAUAGCAAUAGUAGAGACGCUAUCAUUGCCUAUGCCACUGGCGAUAGGAGGAUUUUUAAGAUCUGUGCGGGUGUGCAAUCCGGAUUCAGGGGUGGGUUUUAUGUUACCUGAUGUGCAACAUGGGUUCCCAUUGCAUGUUUGUUUCUUACGAAAGCAGGUCCUUUCUGUGACAUUGGAUGGGCAGAUUACAUUUUUCCAAAAAGGAGGAGACUAUCGACCAAUUCGAUCAUGUACUGUUGGGACCAAAGUCCUUCAGAUCACACCUCUGCGCUUUAAUUGUAGUAGAAGUAGUAGUAGUAGAGGUAGUAGUAAUAGUUAUGUUAGUGGUGAUGGUGGCGAUGGUCCUUACUUGAACAGCAAAAGUUCAAACCGAAGUCGGUUGCGAUCACGACGCCAACGACGGCGACCAUCAGCCUUUAAACGGGAACACAACGGUCAUUUGAUCUCUUGGAGUGAAGUGAUCUGCCUGGCACACGAGGAUGGAAUCAUUGUCAAAGAUGAGCAUUCGUACACACUAUGCAAUAUUAACUUGGAGUUAGGAUCCAAGCUGCUGCAGUUUUCAGUCAUUGCUGACGAUGUAACAUUCAGAGACGCAGAUAGUGACACAGAUGCGGAUACAGAGACUGGAAUUGAGGCAGAUACUGGUACAGAUACGGAUGCGAAUACAGAAGCGGAUACAGAUACAGAUGUGGGCACAAAUGUUGAGGCCAAUGCUUGGACGGAUUCUGCAUCCAGUCACAUAAACAUCGUCUCUAGUCAUGUCAACAACACUCCACAUCAUCAUCGGACAGAUGACUUUCCUCGAAACGAACUAAUGCUUUUAUUUGAAGACCCUAAUACGCGACAACGUCGAGUGAUGCGUGUGAAGAUGUCUGCGGGCUUCCAAUACGAGAUAUCGCGUCAGAUCCUGACGCCUAGUUUUUCGUUGGGCCGAGGAGGAGAUGCUCGAGAUUCGAUGACGAUGUAUCGAGAUCGAAUUGCGAUUGUUAGUCAUAGGCAUUGUUCUUCAGACUUGGGGCAUUAUUGUGUACUUCGACUGAUGGACCUGAAGGAAGAUUUUGCUGCCACUACAGAAUAUACGGAGCAGGUAGUAGACGACGAAGGAGAUGAUGAAUAUGUUGGCGAAGAUGUCGAUGGUGAUAGCAAUAGCAAGGAGAUUGUUUUCGAAGUAGGGGGAGGAGGCAGGCAGAAACAAGAACAAGAGGAAAAGAGGGAUGUUGGCUCUUUCAGAAGUAGGAAGCAUCCAAGGAUUCAACGGCCAGGAAAGCCGAUUCAUUUGAAUGACUUUGCAGGGCAUAAAGCGGCAUGUCGGAUCCUAGCGAUGGAUCAUGCGCGGAUUGUGCUCGGGAUGGGACCGAGGAUUGUCAAGGUCCUAUAUCUGGUCUAGUAAGAAGAAAGAGGAAGAAAUUAAAAAUAACUGUCUGCC